This is a messenger RNA of Trichoderma virens Gv29-8, 1518 nucleotides long. RefSeq lists its product as hypothetical. The annotation marks the transcript as partial. The transcript is spliced from 2 exons. Lineage: Eukaryota; Fungi; Ascomycota; Sordariomycetes; Hypocreales; Hypocreaceae. The record is from RefSeq and is a predicted model, not a curated record.
AUGGUAGAAGAGCCUGGUGGCGAUCUGUGGAUGAAUGAGGAUAUUAAGAACAGGAUUCGAGCUAGGCUGUGGAGGUCAUGGAGUCUGUUUGAACAGACAUUGAAAGACAUCCAGAUAGCUAUCAAUGAUAUGAAUGAGAGAUUAGGAAGCGGGGGCGACGUACGAUGGUCGGACACAUCUGUGGUAGCCAAAGAACUCAAGCGUGCCGGGUUUACCUUGCGUCGGUCAACAUAUGACAGCCUCUUAGCCACUGUAAAAGAUGGCAUCUCAAAUCUCGAAUCUUUAGCAACAAUGAACAUCGAGCUUGAGCCAAAAAGACGGGUUAGAUCACAUAUCCGGCUUCUAAACAUCAUACACAACCUGUCUUCUAGCGUUUAUCGCGCUAUCAGCUCCAGCUUAACAUGUGCGUGCAAGCAUAGCAUAUCAAUGCGUGUCUCAGACUGCAUGGACGACCUCACUCCCAGUCAUGAUGAAGAAUAUGUCAUCCAAAAACUGCAAGUUCAUCUUGCUGUGUCAUUGACUCAAUCACAAAUUGAAGAAUCUCUAUCCAUUGUGACAAACAAACAAUGGGAGGAGCUUCUCAUACGAGCAAGUCUACCGCUGCAAAGUUCAGCUCAGAUACCCAAUAUGCUGUCAAACACUGCCAAACAAAUAAUAUGUUCUACCAAGCAAAGGAAAUCCGUCAAGUUUUCUCUCUCUCGAUUCUCCUCAUCUUCCACAACCACCAUGGUUCAGACGGAAACUUCCCUGGUAACAAACUUUGAGACCAGCAUAUCUCUUGAAACAACAGUGGCUGACUUAAUUGUACCUAUUACUCAGUCAAGUAUCAACAUAUGUGGUGAAUUGAAGAAAUCACCAGUUUCUGAGAGAUCGGGUUGCUUGGGCGUAAUCUCCGAUCGAUCUCAAACAAACACAAGAAGCUAUACGGUCUACCCAUCGAAUUUAUCCUCACUAGGCGAGAAUAACUGGAGAAUGGUCUCGUUGAAGGAUAGUCUGGAAACUCGGAGUGGACAAACUCCUCCAACGUACAAACAACGGCUCCAGCUUGCAGUAUUCGUCGCAAGAAGCGUACUGCAAUUUUACAAGACUCCAUGGCUGCACGAAAUGCCGAGCAGCCGAGAUAUCUACUUUAUUCAGAGUGGAAGCUUUUCUUACUAUGAUCGGCCAUUUCUCAUGGCUAAAAAUGACAAGGUGGAAGGUAAAUCAAAGGCUGUCUACAUCAUCCAAAACCCAACGCUACUGGCGAUUGGGGUACUAUUAAUUGAACUUCACCGCGGCCAAACUAUCGAGUCUCUUCAAGUACCAGAAGAAAGGCUUGGGGAUGACCUUUAUCCUCUCUCAAUUUAUAUGACUGCACAAAGGCUCUUGGGUGAUGUCUUUCAGACUAGCUCCAAUUAUGGCAGCGCAGUGCGUCGCUGCAUCGAUGGCGAGUUUCAGGGGAAGGAUAUCAAUUUAGAAGACGAAGACGUCCGCCAUGAUGUCUACUGUGGAGUUGUUGCUCUGCUAGAAGAGGACUUG